AUAGACGGGCACGAAGCUAACUGUCACUGCUAGCUUACCGUAAAUAUUAGCAGAAGGGGAAAAGAAGUGAAUGACUACAAUUAACUGCAAGUCAUUAUCAAACAUGACAAAACAAGUUUAGGGGGGCGGAGUCAGUCCGCAGUCUUUAAUACAGAUGCGCUGGUGCGUGUCGGGCUGCAGUCGGGAAAAGAAAAAGAAGAAAGAAGAGGAAGAAGAGGAAGCAGCGGCGGCGACGACACGGGACAGGAAGACAGAGAAGAAGAACGAGCAACAAAUCCGUCAUCCAUCAUCAUGACCACAGCUGCAGACACUUACGACGUGAUCGUCAUCGGUGCUGGGAUUUCAGGUCUAAGCGCAGCCAAGUUGUUAAAGUCUCAUGGUCUGAACCCUGUUGUGCUGGAGGCCAGGGACCGUGUCGGUGGUCGAACCUUCACUGUUCAGAAUAAGGAGUCAAAGUGGGUGGAUCUGGGCGGAGCAUACGUCGGACCCACUCAGAACCGCAUCCUGCGAUUGGCACGGGAAUACGACGUCAAGACCUACAAAGUCAACGAAAAGGAGAACCUUGUGCACUAUGUUAACGGAAAGUCGUACCCCUUUAAAGGUUCAUUCCCUCCCUUCUGGAACCCUUUGGUUCUGCUGGACUUUAACAACCUGUGGAGGACGAUGGACCAAAUGGGAAAAGAGAUUCCCAGGGAAGCUCCUUGGAGAGCUCCUCAUGCAGAGGAGUGGGACAAAAUGAGUAUGCAGCAGCUCUUUGAAAAGAUUUGCUGGACCAGAACUGUUCGCCGCUUCGCCACGCUCUUCAUUAACGUGAACGUGACCUCUGAACCCCACGAGGUGUCUGCGCUGUGGUUCCUCUGGUACGUGAAGCAGUGCGGAGGAACCAUGAGGAUCUUCUCCACUACCAACGGAGGGCAGGAAAGGAAGUUUGUGGGUGGUUCCGGUCAGAUCAGCCAGUGCAUGGCCAAGGAGCUGGGCGACCGAGUGAAGCUUCAGUCUGCAGUUUACAGCAUCGACCAGACGGGGGAGCUGGUGGCGGUGGAGACGCUGAGCAAACACAUCUACAAGGCCAAGUAUGUGAUCAUAGCGACCCCUCCUGGCCUGAAUCUGAAGAUGCACUUUAAUCCCGAGCUGCCCCCGCUGAGGAACCAGCUGAUCCACCGGGUACCUAUGGGCUCAGUCAUCAAGUGUAUGGUUUACUACAAAGAGAACUUCUGGAGGAAGAAAGGCUACUGUGGCAGCAUGGUGAUCGAGGAGGAAGGAGCUCCCAUAGGUCUGACCCUGGACGACACAAAGCCUGAUGGGACUGUUCCUGCCAUCAUGGGAUUCAUUCUGGCUCGUAAGUGUAGAAAACUGUGUGACCUAACCAAAGAGGAGAGACUGAAGAGAAUCUGUGAGAUCUACUCCAAGGUUCUCUGCUCGGAAGAAGCUCUGCACCCUGUGCACUACGAGGAGAAAAACUGGUGUGAGGAGGAAUAUUCCGGAGGCUGCUACACGGCCUACUUCCCUCCCGGAAUCCUCACACAGUUCGGCCGGGUGUUACGGGAGCCUGUGGGUCGAUUGUAUUUCGCAGGAACAGAAACAGCAUCGGAAUGGAGUGGCUACAUGGAAGGUGCCGUUCAGGCCGGAGAGAGGGCAGCGCGAGAGGUCAUGUGCGUGAUGGGUAAAAUCCCCCAAAGUCAGAUCUGGCAGUCCGAACCUCCGUGUGAGGAAGUUCCUGCUUUCCCGUUCAUUACCACCUUCUGGGAGCGUAACCUUCCUUCAGUUAAAGGCCUAAUAAGGUUUUCAGGAGCCUCGGCCCUUCUCUGCGCAUUAAGCGUUGCGGGAAUUGUGGCGUAUAAGAAGGGCCUCUGCCCCCGGUGCCGCUAACGCUGCUUUGCUCUUCAGAACCUCCGCAGGAGACCACAGAGUUCUGACCUACGGGAUGUGGUGUGAGGUUAUGUAUUUUUUUUUUUUUUCUCUUCCUGGUUUUUACGGUAUAUAAUAUAGGUGUACGGCCAAGAAAGAGACAGUCUGGGGUUUAAAGACUGUCUCAGACGCUGAUUCAGAUUCGAUUCAAGUCAAAAUGGAUAGAGAGGUCAGGAUGACGUUGGUAAAAAUGUCUGAGAAAGAUUUUAGAAAUAUCACUCACAUAUGAUUAUUAAACCCAUAGAUUAGUGCGUGCGUGCAUGCGUGUUUACCUCUGCUGAUUUCUGGUGCUGGUUUUCUCUACAUUAGCAGGUGUAUGUCUGACAUCGAGCAGGUGCGUUUGGUCAACCAAUCCCUUGAAACAACAAAAACCUUUCCCUUGAACAUUUUACACCAUACAGACUGUUUUCUAGACCCGAGCGAGGAUUUUCAAGCCGGGUCCCAACCAUCCGAACCAAAACCGACCCAGUUGCCCCCUGGCCCCUAGUGGACAUCCAUCACAGCACAGAUAGCAUUGUCUUAAUGCUAGUCUACAGAUUGAAAUGAAUGACAAAAAUAUAAAUACAUUUCAAAAUGUAUAUUUUCCUCUGUCAACACAGCUAUAGCUGUUAUGAGUUAGACUUUCCAGUAGAUGGCGAUAGCGAGCUAUGUCAAACAUUUUAAUAAGAAAUGAAUAGACACCCCACCCCGCCCUGCGGAAUUGGGGCCCUAUGCACUGUGAAUGUUCACCGGAAGUACGUACUGCUCCUAUGGCGCAGUACAGGCUGUCAGUCACAGGGUGUCACUGUGUAUGGUGAAAACGGACACAUUUUUUUAACAGUAAACGGAUGUGUAUUUAUUUUAUUUUAUUCAAAUGAAAAGCAGGUUUAAGGCUUUGGCAAGUUUUUAAAAAAAAAAAAUAAAAAAUUUUAAUUUGUAAAAACACUCAUGGUCAGUUUUCAUGGGAC
This is a messenger RNA of Cynoglossus semilaevis (tongue sole), 2855 nucleotides long. It is a transcript of the gene maoa, whose product is annotated as monoamine oxidase. Bases 292 to 1869 code for a protein of 525 amino acids. The record is from RefSeq and is a predicted model, not a curated record. Gene Ontology annotation, cellular component: mitochondrion. NCBI's taxonomy places the organism in Eukaryota, Metazoa, Chordata, Actinopteri, Pleuronectiformes, Cynoglossidae. Gene Ontology annotation, molecular function: primary methylamine oxidase activity; flavin adenine dinucleotide binding. The transcript has 16 exons.